This is a messenger RNA of Capra hircus (goat), 1360 nucleotides long. RefSeq names its product Spi-C transcription factor (gene SPIC). The transcript has 6 exons. Bases 101 to 847 code for a protein of 248 amino acids. Gene Ontology annotation, biological process: regulation of transcription by RNA polymerase II; cell differentiation. The record is from RefSeq and is a predicted model, not a curated record. Lineage: Eukaryota; Metazoa; Chordata; Mammalia; Artiodactyla; Bovidae. Gene Ontology annotation, cellular component: nucleus. Gene Ontology annotation, molecular function: DNA-binding transcription factor activity, RNA polymerase II-specific; sequence-specific DNA binding.
GUGAGCUCCUGACAGUUCUGUCCUAACGAUUCUGAUAUUAAUGAAAGAACUUGGUAAAGGGCUGAAGUGUCUUCCUGAAUUGUCAAUUUUUUAAUGAAGCAUGGCUUGUGCUGAACAAGACAAGCUGGGUCAAGCAUUUGAAGAUGCUUUUGAAGUACUGAGGCAGCAUUCAACUGGAGACUUUCAGUACUCCUCAGAUUACAAAAAUUACCUGGCUUUUAUCAACCACCGUUCUCAUAUCAGAGGAAAUUCCAACAGCUAUGGUGUGCAGCCUGCAGAGGAACCCAUCUAUAAUUGGAGAACAGUCAUAAACAGUGCUGCGGACCUCUAUUUUGAAGGAAAUAUUCAUCAAUCUCUGGAGAACGUCCCCGAAAACCAGCUGGUACAACCUGUUAUUCUCCAGCAAAAGGGAGGAAAAGGCAGGAAGAAGCUCCGACUGUUUGAAUACCUUCAUGAAUCCCUAUGUAAUCCAGAGAUGGCAUCUUGUAUUCAGUGGAUAGAUCAAACCAAAGGAAUCUUUCAGUUUGUAUCAAAAAACAAAGAAAAACUUGCCCAACUCUGGGGAAAAAGAAAAGGCAACCGGAAGACCAUGACUUACCAGAAAAUGGCCAGAGCAUUGAGGAAUUAUGGAAGAACUGGGGAAAUCAUCAAAAUCCGGAGAAAGCUAACUUACCAGUUCAGUGAGGCCAUUCUCCAAAGACUGUCUGCACCUUACUUCUUGGAAAAAGAGAUCUUCUAUUCACAGUAUGUUCAACCUGAUCAAGGAUAUCUCAGUUUAAAUAACUGGAAUGCAAAUUAUAAUUAUACAUAUGCCAAUUACCAUGAGCUGAGUCACCCUGAUUGCUAAAUAUACUCUUACAUUUCAUAAUUUUCUGACAUCAGAAGUCCCUACAAGUUUUAGGAUUUUUCUCUAAAAGCAAAUACUGAAAAAAAAAAAAACCACUUCAUGAUUGCUAUCUUUUAUGACAUAGCAUAUAAUCUAUACUAACUUGGGGAGAAAUUUUGCCAGCUCUUUAGAAUGAUUAUCCCAUUUGAAAGUAUAGACUAAAUGUCCUUCCUCUUAUUAAUAACUAUGCAAUUAUUUCUUUCUAGAUUAAUAAUACCAGUGGAGACCAUUUGAUUUGCAUAUUGGUUAAACCUUAUUUUCUUGUCAUACACUCAGACCAAAAAAAAAAAAAAAAAGAAUCACUUUAGCAUAUGUCCAAUACCUUUAGUAACAGAACAAAAACUGAUUGCCUGUGAUGGUGUUCCUGCUAAAUUAUAUUCAGGGCUUUAAAAAUUUCAGUGGCUAAAACUAGAACUAGUAUAUGAUCCAGCAAUUCCACUCCUGGAUAUAUAUCCAAAGAAAAUGAAAACACUA